Jatropha curcas is the source of this 1125-nucleotide messenger RNA. Its product is annotated as ethylene-responsive transcription factor ERN1-like. The record is from RefSeq and is a predicted model, not a curated record. Gene Ontology annotation, molecular function: DNA-binding transcription factor activity; DNA binding. Lineage: Eukaryota; Viridiplantae; Streptophyta; Magnoliopsida; Malpighiales; Euphorbiaceae. Gene Ontology annotation, biological process: regulation of DNA-templated transcription.
AUGAGGAAGAGAAAGGCAAAAUCUACUAGCCAUGAAGAAGAACCAAUCAAUUAUGAAUCCAUUUCUUGGGACAAAGUACUGGAGGAGGCUGUCACACUUACUGGUGAAUUGAGACCUCGAAAAAGAUACGUAGGCGUCCGGCAACGGCCUUCGGGACGAUGGGUGGCGGAGAUAAAAGACACCAUACAAAAGAUUAGGGUUUGGUUAGGCACUUAUGAUACUGCUGAAGAAGCUGCAAGAGCUUAUGAUGAAGCUGCUUGCUUGCUUCGUGGAGCUAACACUCGAACAAACUUCUUUCCUUUCUCGAAUUCUUUAAAACCUGCCCUUCCUUCCAAAAUAUCUAAUCUUUUGUUGCAAAGGCUGAAAGCAAGAAACAACCAAGAUUCAAGGAAAGCAAAAGAAAUCCAUUUUGAUAAUUUCUUGAAUUGCACUGCUACUAGUUCUUUAAGUACUACUAGUGAUCAUUUUGAUACAAAUUCGGAUGAUAAAUACUUUUUGGAACAUCCGAAAUUUUUGAAAGGAAAAGAGCUGUCAGAAGUUGAUCAUACCCCGACUUCCUGUUUUACUAGACAGACACUCGACUGCUGGGCUGAUGGUCCAUUGGGGAAUUUGAAUGAGAGUUUGAAUAAUGCAUCAAUUAGCACUUAUUAUUCUCCAUUUGAUAUAGCAGAGGAAAUGAUGGCCCCCAUAGUAGAGGAGGAUAAGAACUACAACUAUAAUAAUGGUGAUAAUGAGCAGUCAUUAAUGGUGAAAGAGAUAAUGAAUAGACUAAAUUAUGAACGUAGGUUCUCAGCUUCUCUUUAUGCUUAUAAUGGAGUACAUGAGCGUUUGAAGCUUGGGUAUGAAGGAAUGGAAAAGAGUAGUAAUGGCAGUCGUAGUAUUAAAAUUGAAUCAUGUGAUGAUAAAAUGUCGGAGUCUAAUAAUAGUCUUAGGCUAAUUGACAUUAAUGAUAAUGGAGAGAUAAUCAAGAAAAAGAAGGAGGAGGAGAAAGUGCAAGAUCAAGAAAUAGCGGGGUCGUCUUCUUCUUCUUCUUCUUCUUACAGCAAAGAAGGUGGUGGCGAUGGUGAAUUGUGUUUUUGGAGCUCUAUUGAUCUCCCAUUUUUAUCUUCUUCAUUAAUUAUUUAG